AUGGCCAAGUGGAGGGGGGCUGAGGGCAGCGCGGUGGGGGCGGUGGUGCCGCCAUCUGGGGGGACCGUGUCCCUGGAGCGGGGCCCCAGCCACUCCAGCCCCAGCCCGGUGGCAGGAGACCCUCCCUCCAUGCUGGCAGUGGAUGGGGAAGACGUGCCUGAGCUGGUGCUGGGAGGUGAUUGUGCCCCUGUACUCAGCACUGGGGAGGCCACACCUCGAGUGUUGUGUCCAGUUUUGGGCACCUCAAUCCAAGAGAGAUCUGAGGUGCUGGAGCGAGUGCAGAGGAGGGCAACGGAGCUGGUGAGGGGGCUGGAAAACAAAUCGUAUGAGGAGCAGCUGAGGGAGUUGGGGCUGUUUAGUGUGAGGAAGAGGAGGCUGAGGGGAGACCUUAUCACUCUCUACAGCUACUUGAAAGGACACUGUAGAGAGGUUGGUGCUGGUCUCUUCUCCCAGGUAAUUAGUGACAGAACGAGAGGGAACGGCUUCAAGCUCCAACAGGGGAGGUUUAGACUGAACAUUAGGAAGGAAUUUUUCACCCAAAGAGUGGUCGGGCAUUGGAACAGGCUGCCCAGGGAGGGGGGGGAGUCCCCAUCCCUGGCUGUGUUUAAGGGCCGUUUAGAUGCAGUGCUGAGGGACAUGGUGUAG
Messenger RNA from Calidris pugnax (ruff), 645 nucleotides. RefSeq lists its product as uncharacterized. The record is from RefSeq and is a predicted model, not a curated record. Lineage: Eukaryota; Metazoa; Chordata; Aves; Charadriiformes; Scolopacidae.